AUGGGCUCGGGCUGGAGCAGCGAGGAGGAGCGGCAGACGCUGCUGGGGCCCGGGCUCGGGCCUGCGCCAGGGGCUGCCUGGAGGAGCUGGGAAGCGGCAGCUGCAGCGCUGCCCGCGGCGGCCCCGAGCCCCGGGCGGGUGUACGGCCGCCGCUGGCUGGUGCUGCUGCUCUUCUCGCUGCUGGGGUUCGUGCAGAGCCUGGUCUGGAACACCUGGGGCCCCAUCCAGAACUCGGCGCGCCAGGCCUACGGCUUCUCCAGCUGGGACAUCGCGCUCCUCGUGCUGUGGGGGCCCAUCGGCUUCUUGCCCUGCUUCGCGUUCAUGUGGCUCCUGGACAAGAGAGGUCUUCGGAUAACUGUGCUUCUGACGUCCUUCCUUAUGGUUUUGGGAACUCGUCUAAGAUGCAUACCUAUAUCAGACUUAAUGCUUAAAAGAAGACUAAUCCACGGAGGACAGCUGUUAAAUGGAUUGGCGGGUCCGACUGUAAUGAACGCAGCUCCCUUCCUCUCCACCACAUGGUUCUCUGCAGACGAGCGGGCCACGGCCACAGCCAUCGCUUCGAUGCUCAGUUAUCUUGGGGGAGCGUGUGCGUUUUUAGUGGGACCACUCGUUGUUCCAGCUCCCAAUGGGACAGCGCCUCUUCUUGCCUCAGAGAAUAGCAGGGCCCACAUUAAAGAUCGCAUAGAGACUGUAUUAUAUGCAGAAUUUGGAGUUGUCUGCUUACUGUUUUCUGCAACUCUAGCUUAUUUCCCACCCCGGCCUCCUCUUCCUCCCAGUGUUGCUGCAGCUAGCCAGCGGCUGAGUUAUCGGCGGAGCUUUUGUAGGUUAUUAAGGUAGACGCUGGUUGGAUUG
Molecule: messenger RNA, 852 nt
Organism: Hippopotamus amphibius kiboko
Lineage: Eukaryota; Metazoa; Chordata; Mammalia; Artiodactyla; Hippopotamidae
Product: solute carrier family 49 member 4-like
Exons: 1
Coding region: 1-837 (278 amino acids)
Cellular component (GO): membrane; intracellular membrane-bounded organelle
Source: RefSeq, a predicted model, not a curated record